AUGACUGAGCAACAAGACGGCUUUGGCUGCAUCUCUGAUGCCACACUAGCUGGGAUUCAGAUUGAGAAAAUCCCUUUCGAGGACGAGGCUCAGGUGGAUAUGCCACCACCGGGGACUUCUGUUGUUUCUUUCAUAGCAAAAUUAUUUGAACUUGUCAAUAACAAAGACACACAGAAAUAUAUUUGUUGGAGCGAACAGUUCAAACGACGAGCUAUAUUCAUUCCUGAUCCUGUUGAGUUUUCAAAACAAAUACUCCCACAAUUCUUUAAACACUCAAACAUAUGUUCUUUUGUGCGUCAACUCAACAUCUACGGCUUUAAGAAACUUGAAACUCCAACUGGGUUUUGUUUCAGACAUGACAGUUUCAUCGCAGACCACCCAGAGCUCCUACCUAAUAUCCAAAGAAAGAAGCCAACACCACACAGAAAGAAAACGGGCGGAGACGACACUACUUCGUUGUACCAAUACCUCUUAGCACAAUUGGUUGGACUUCAAAAGCAAAACACAGAGACCCAAACGCAAAUUGGGACAUUGAAAGAGUUGUUAUACCAACUAAAACUUCGAGAGGACACACUAGAAGUAAAGUUAUAUCGAAUGGCAGAGACGAUAAUGCCCUCUAUGAAUUCAUAUAGUAUGAUGUUUAAUCAAGCCAACUUUCUGUCGAUGAUGUCACAACAAAACAACACACAGACACAACAAACGAAUGAUCAGAACAAUCCGUUUUUGAUGCCGUUUGCUGUUGGAAUGACUCAAGCAAAUUCACAACAAAACGCACAAACCACAAUGCAACAGGCACAACAAAGCCAGAUGAGUCAGUGGGGACAACAAAAGUCGAACGAAGACACAGCCCCACAACAACAGCAACAACAGGACAACAACGGUUUUGUACAGUGGGAUUUUCAGAAUGCGAUUCCAUGGAAGUUUUAA
Molecule: messenger RNA, 927 nt
Organism: Entamoeba invadens IP1
Lineage: Eukaryota; Evosea; Mastigamoebida; Endamoebidae
Product: heat stress transcription factor A-4C, putative
Exons: 3
Coding region: 1-927 (308 amino acids)
Biological process (GO): regulation of DNA-templated transcription
Molecular function (GO): sequence-specific DNA binding; DNA-binding transcription factor activity
Source: RefSeq, a predicted model, not a curated record